AGUUCCCGGGAGGGCUCAGCCGGUUCCCCGGGGCACUGGGAUUCAGAGCAGUCUCCACUUGGGUCCUACAGGCCCCGGGGCACUGGGGCGGGGCGAACAACGCCCGAGCGGAGCUUUGCGGUUAGCCCCGACCUGCUUCCGGGACGGGGGAGGGGCGGUGUCUACGCCCCACCCCCGGGGGCGGAACCAGGCCUGGGGCUCGCCGAAAUCAGCUCAGGACACCAUGAAACAACUGCCUGUCUUGGAGCCUGGAGACAAGCCCAGGAAAGCAACAUGGUACGCCCUGACUGCCCCUGGAGACAGCCCUUGUGCUCGAGUUGGCCACAGCUGCUCGUAUUUACCUCCAGUUGACGACACUAAGAGAGGAAAGAUCUUCAUUAUCGGGGGAGCAAAUCCAAACCAGAGCUUCUCAGAUGUGCACACCAUGGAUCUGGGAACACACCGGUGGGACUUGGCUACCCAAGAGGGCCUCUUGUCCCGCUACGAACAUGCCAGCUUUGUUCCCUCCUGCACCCCUGGCAGCAUCUGGGUAUUUGGAGGAGCCGAUCAGUCAGGAAACAGAAAUUGUCUACAGGUCCUGAAUCCGGAAACCAACACAUGGACAACGCCAGAAGUGACCGGCCUGCCCCCAUCCCCAAGAACAUUCCACACAUCUGCAGCAGCCAUUGGAAACCAGCUGUAUGUCUUCGGGGGUGGAGAGAGAGGUGCUCAGCCCGUGCAGGAUGAGAAGCUGCACGUGUUUGAUGCAAACACGCAGACCUGGUCACAGCCAGAGACACUUGGAAAUCCUCCAUCUCCCCGGCAUGGUCAUGUGAUGGUGGCAACAGGGACAAAGCUCUUUAUC
Octodon degus (degu) is the source of this 844-nucleotide messenger RNA. RefSeq names its product rab9 effector protein with kelch motifs. NCBI's taxonomy places the organism in Eukaryota, Metazoa, Chordata, Mammalia, Rodentia, Octodontidae. The record is from RefSeq and is a predicted model, not a curated record. Gene Ontology annotation, molecular function: protein binding. The annotation marks the transcript as partial. The transcript has 7 exons.